Messenger RNA from Rhinocladiella mackenziei CBS 650.93, 1203 nucleotides. RefSeq lists its product as uncharacterized. The coding region runs from base 1 to 1203 and encodes 400 amino acids. The transcript has a single exon. The record is from RefSeq and is a predicted model, not a curated record. Lineage: Eukaryota; Fungi; Ascomycota; Eurotiomycetes; Chaetothyriales; Herpotrichiellaceae.
AUGCCGUCCAUGUUCAUCCUCUUGAAACCCUUCCUGAUCACCGUCAUCGCGGGCACCGGCCUUUACUUCAGCUUUCUCGGCCUUCUCACAAUUCCUUGGCUGCAAGACCAUGUAAUAUACCUGCACCGUGUAACCUUGACCUGGUUCCAGGAUGUCAACGUGCCAGAGCAAUGGGGCUUUCUCCGGAAUCAAGUCACGCCUUUUUACCUCAACACGCCCGACGGUGAAACCUUGCACGCAUGGCAUAUACUCCCGCUGGAGAUUUACCGCAAGAAUGAGAAGGCGCUGAGGGAUGAAGCUGCUGGCUUGUGCUAUGAUGUAAAGAAAAGAUUAUCAUUCAGGCUCCUGAAAGACGACCCAAGCGCACGAUUGGUGAUAUACUUUCAUGGAGCCGCAGGGACGUUGGCAUCAGGCUGGCGGCCGCAGAGCUAUCGUGCUAUCUCAGCCGCCGCCUCUAACGUUCACAUUCUUGCGAUCGACUACCGUGGCUUCGGCACCAGCACUGGAUGGCCCUCCGAAGCUGGUCUUUUAACGGACGCUCUCACCCUCGCUGACUUUGCAAUCAACACUGCAGGCAUCCCAUCUGACCGGAUUGUCAUCUUUGCCCAAUCUCUAGGCACCGGGGUUGGCAUAUCUCUUGCGCACCGUCUAGCUCUUCAAUCGCCAUCUACGCUCUUUGCAGGCAUGGUUCUCGUGGCGCCAUUCGCAGACAUACCACUCUUGACUAGGACGUACAGCGUUGCUGGUAUAAUUCCGCUUCUGUCGCCUGUAGCUGUUUGGCCGACGGCGUUGGCCUUUUUGAAUCGAUUCAUCACUACCAGAUUCCCAUCGAAAGAUAAAUUGGCGGCCCUCAUUCGGCACUGCGAAUCUCUCAAGCUGGCAGAGAGAGGCAACAAAUACGAUAUUACCCUCGUUCACGCAGAAGAUGACUACGACAUCCCCUGGGUUCAUUCUGAGAUUCUGUUUUGGCACGCCGUGAAUGCCACACGAGAUCCUGGGGCUAGCAUGAGUUUUGAUGAUUUAGAGACAGAAAAGAACAGGCUGAAGACUAAUCUUGGGGCUGGUGGGUGGGAGGUGGAGUGGAAAGGCCUAACCGGAGUGGUCAGAGAACAGAUUGUGAAGCAUGGGCUGCAUGACCGAAUCAUGAGUUAUCCCAUUGUUAGUCUUGCAAUCGCAAAAGCAUUUCAUAGUCAGAGAGGCUAG